UCUUUCUCUAAGUAUUGUUGGCUGCAUAAACAAAAUGACAAGCUUAGGGAAAUUGGGGCAAUGGCCUUUACUUGUAACUGCUUUGGCAAUUUGCUUUAUAGCUAGCACUGUUGUUGCUGAUUACUCUUAUGGGUAUGCUUCUCCCUCACCUUCUUACACCUCUAAGAAGUAUUACAAAUUACCAUCUCUACCCAAGUACCCAGUACCUACUCCUUACUAUAAGUCGCCUGCUGUUGCAAAGAACUACUAUAAGUCACCAGUUCCCGCAAAAUAUUACAAGUCGCCAGCUCCCGUAAAAUAUUACAAGUCGCCAGCUCCCGCAAAAUACUACAAAUCGCCAGCUCCCACAAAAUACUACAAGUCGCCAGCUCCAACAAAAUUCUACAAAUCACCAGUUCCUUCAAAGAACUACUACAAGUCGCCAUCACCUGCAAAGUACUACAAGUCACCAUCUCCAAUAAAAUAUUACAAAUCGCCUGCUCCCUCUAAAUACUAUAAGUCACCAGAACCAACAAAAUAUUACAAGUCCCCAAUUUAUAAGUCUCCACCACCACCAACUUAUUAUGAAAAAUCACCUUCGUAUUACAAGUCACCUCCACCUCCUCCAAAAUACUAUGAGCAAUCACCUUAUUAUAAGUCACCUCCACCCCCACCAAAAUACUAUGAGCAAUCACCAUCUUCUUAUAAAUCUCCACCUCCACCAUACUAUAAAGAAUCUACGCCUUCCUAUAAAUCUCCUCCACCUCCACCAACAUACUACGAGCCAUCACCUAUAAGUUACAACUUGCCGUCUCUACCAAAAACCUAUGAAAAAUCACCAUCUUAUUACCCACCUCCACCAUCCGAAAAUUAUUACAAGCAAACUCCUACUUAUGCCUCACCUCCACCGCCUGAGAAGUACGAGCAAUCCGCUAUCUAUGCUUCACCUCCACCCCCAUCAGCAUCUCCUCCGCCAACCUACUACUAAUUUUGACUAUUCAAUCAUUUUCGCCAUUUCCAUGACUUUUUAUUCCUUUUUGUCCUCUUUUUUUUAGCGACUCCAUUUCCUCGGCAAAAAUUGGAUGUAUGCUUCCCGAAAUGAUCGGGUUUGCUUAUUAUGUGUUCAAUGUUCUUUUGUUUUAAUAUUUUAUAUUAUUUAUUGUUUGAUUUAA
This is a messenger RNA of Nicotiana tabacum (common tobacco), 1151 nucleotides long. RefSeq lists its product as uncharacterized. The record is from RefSeq and is a predicted model, not a curated record. Lineage: Eukaryota; Viridiplantae; Streptophyta; Magnoliopsida; Solanales; Solanaceae.